Messenger RNA from Drosophila takahashii, 1083 nucleotides. RefSeq lists its product as uncharacterized. The record is from RefSeq and is a predicted model, not a curated record. Lineage: Eukaryota; Metazoa; Arthropoda; Insecta; Diptera; Drosophilidae.
AGCCGUAUACUCAAAAUGAUAGCCAAGUUGUGCAUUGUCCUUUUGGCCGCCGGUCUUAGCCAGAUUUUGGCAUUGCCAUCGCCUGCUCAGCAAUUUGACAGGCCGAACACCGACUUGAUGCAGUUCCUCCUGCAAUCCCGGGACUUUAGUGCCGAUGGCGACCACUCCAUCAAGUGCAUGAACUACUAUCUCCCCCUGCUAAACGAAGCCUCGGAGAAAUACCAAGCCGAAACAGAGGUGUGCAUUGAGGAGUCUGCUCUGAAGAUCUCACAGAUUAACGACACCACCAAGGCCAAUCGAGAAGCUAUCGACGCCUCCGCCACGAGCUCCUGCGCAGCCCUCACGCAAUGCAGUAAAUUGGAAAAGGCCGAGAAGUACUUCGAAUGCUACAGUGAAGCCGGUUCCAACAACACCAAGUCCAUGUUUACCAUCUCCGCUAAUGCCUCCGAACUGCUGGCUUUUGUAAGAGAAGAAAUACGUCUCAUCGAGGUUGAUCAAUACGUAUGCAGCAACAAGACCUAUAGGGCCUAUGCAGAGGUUUCUGGUAAGCACUACGAAGAUCUGAAACUCUGCAUGAGUGGCGCUGAAAUUCCAUCGUCAACCACGAGCACUCAAGCCCCUUCCACCCAAUCCUCAACUGACUCAUCGACUGAUUCCUCUACUGAUUCCUCGACUGCUGCAUCCUCAACUGAUUCGUCCACGGAAUCCUCAACUGAAUCGUCAACGGAAUCCUCCACUGAAUCCUCGACUGAUUCGUCAACGGAAUCCUCCACUGAAUCCUCGACUGAGUCGUCCACGGAAUCUUCCACUGAAUCCUCAACUGAGUCCUCCACGGAAUCCUCAACUGAAUCAUCGACUGAGUCGUCCACGGAAUCCUCAACUGAAUCCUCCACGGAAUCCUCAACUGAAUCAUCGACUGAAUCGUCGACUGAAUCCUCCACUGAUUCGUCCUCGACCACGGAAAAUUCUGGAGACAACAAGGAAUCAGCUCCCGAGGAGGACUUGAAAUCGGUGUCCAGUCAGAACAACAGCGACAUGCAGCGGAUUCUGAAGAGCCUGCAACAAUGGCUGAAAACUCAGUAA